Messenger RNA from Cladophialophora immunda, 1922 nucleotides. RefSeq lists its product as uncharacterized. Gene Ontology annotation, molecular function: flavin adenine dinucleotide binding; oxidoreductase activity, acting on the CH-CH group of donors. Bases 254 to 1678 code for a protein of 474 amino acids. The record is from RefSeq and is a predicted model, not a curated record. The transcript is spliced from 4 exons. NCBI's taxonomy places the organism in Eukaryota, Fungi, Ascomycota, Eurotiomycetes, Chaetothyriales, Herpotrichiellaceae.
AAUUGCUGCAGCUGUUGCUUUUCCGAAUGUGGCCUCUGCUGCCUCGGUUCUCGGAUUACGCCAACGGCCCCCCGUCGAACCGUCCAGCCUCUGGCUUCGUUGCAGCUUCUGAUAUUUGUUGUUGAUCACUAAAUCCAUCAUCUCCCAUCAUCCCCUUCUUCCAGAUCCAUUUAAUCCUGACCUCGCCGCUUCGAUCGAGGAACCCUCUGACCAACUUCCCCAGCUUCUUCUCCGUCUCUCAAGCUACUCCAGAAUGUCUGUUCCGUACCUCAUCAACAGUGCCGCCGGGCACAUUCCUGCCUCGGAGAGAAUCCCAGUUAUCGCCAGACCUUUCGUGAGCGAGCGAGCAAAGAAGACAUUGGACCUGGUCGAGAGAUUCGUCGAAGAAGAAUGCAUCCCCGCCGAUGCCGUCUUCGCCCAGCAGCUCAACCAAAAGGGUGGCGACACAGUCUCGCGCUUCGACGCCCACCCCCAGGUCAUUGAAGACCUCAAGACCAAAGCUCGCAAGCUGGGCCUGUGGAACAUGUUCCUGCCCAAGAACCACUUCAAGGAAGGCGCCGGGUUCUCCAACCUCGAGUACGGCCUGAUGGCCGAGUACCUGGGCAAGUCGGGCGUCGCCAGCGAGGCCACCAACUGUGCCGCCCCGGACACGGGCAACAUGGAGGUGUUCGCCAAGUACGGGACCGAGGAGCAGAAGCAGAAAUGGCUUGGCCCCCUGUUGAACGGUGAGAUCCGGUCGGCGUUCCUGAUGACGGAGCCGCAAGUGGCGAGCAGCGAUGCCACCAACAUCGAACUCGACAUGAGGAGAGACGGGGACUACUACGUGCUCAACGGCCAGAAAUGGUGGUCCAGCGGUGCGGGCGACCGCCGAUGCAAGAUCUACAUCGUCAUGGGCAAAUCUGACCCCAACAACCCGAACCCUUACAAGCAGCAGUCGGUCAUUCUCGUGCCCGCCGACACGCCCGGCCUCACGAUCGAGCGGAUGUUGUCGGUGAUUGGCUUUGAUGACGCCCCGCACGGGCACGGCCACAUCUCGUUCAACAACGUGCGCGUCCACAAGAGCAACAUGAUCCUGGGCGAGGGACGCGGCUUCGAGGUCGUCCAAGGCCGUCUGGGACCUGGGCGAAUCCACCACGCCAUGAGAUCCGUCGGUGCUGCCGAAAGAGCGCUCGAAUACUUCCUCGCCCGCAUGAACGACCCGGCCAAGAAGCCCUUCGGCAAGCUGCUCGCCGAGCACGGCAUCAUGCUCGAGCGGGUGGCGCGGUCGCGCAUCGAGAUCGACGCGGCGCGGCUCGCCGUGCUCAACGCCGCCAUCAAGAUCGACCAGUCCAACGCCAAGGACGCGCUCAAGGAGAUCGCCGAGGUCAAGGUCCAGGUGCCCAACAUGCUGCUCGACGUCCUGGACCGCGCCAUCCAGGCCUACGGCGGCGCCGGCGUGUCCCAGGACACGCCCCUGGCCAACAUGUGGGCCAGCGGCCGGACCAUGAGGAUCGUCGACGGGCCCGACGAGGUGCACAUGCUGCAGCUGGGCCGCAACGAGAACAAGCGCGGCCCGGCGCUGCUGAAGCGCAUCGCCGCCCAGAAGGAGAAGACCAAGGAGUUGCUCCGCCAGUAUGGCCUGGAGCCCAGGGACCCGUUGGCCUUGAGGCGGGUCAGCGGAGGUCAGUCCAAGUUGUAGCUUUUCCAUCAAGUCUGGGCGCGCGCGACGAACUCGCGGUCCAGGUUGUGAGUGGGAGAGAGUGAUGACUUGUGGGUUGGAUGCUGCGCCUGCUUGGUUUCUGUUGAUUGGCUGUAAUCAAAGGAAAAAGGGGUCGAAAGUUGCUUUGUGUAUCUGCAAAUCGUCCAAACUUGCUCCUUGGAGUUCUUCUCUUCCUGUCUCCCCUUUCGUGCGUGCUUCUGAAUGGUUGAAUGAGUGAGUACGC